GGAUUUAGAAUUCAGAUUUCAUGAACGUGCAAAAUGUACUAAGAAAUAUUAGAAAUAACCAAAAGCUUACAUAAACAUUGGAAUACUGUAUUCUUGAAUUGCGUUAUCUUGUGUUUUUUAAAUAUUAAUUGUUUAAACCUAUUUGUGUCAACAUUGAACACCUUAAUAUCACACUGGAUAGGUUUACUAGGUAAUUUAAUGCAAACAAACUCAAUAUGUCAUUGAAAGUUGUUGUUGAACCAUCUAAAGAUUCUUGGAGAAGAAGUUCAGUUCCAGAAAGGAGUGAGUUAAUAUUUCCAGGAAUAUCCAACGCUAAAGAACGACGCUAUUCAGGCGUGACUUUAAUACAACCAAAAAUAAUUGUUAACGAAGAUACACAUGUGCACGAACGGACCAACCGGAAAUCAAUAAAAACCUCAACCACUGAAAUGGCUUCGAGAUCGACUUCUCGCAGCAGUCUUAAAAGUACCUAUUUGUUACCGACAGAAAGUCGUCAUGGCGACGCCAGAAAGAAAACAACGCGAACAGCAUUAUCAGCAAACCCAAGAGGACGACGUACGGCGUUGGCUGUACAUAAACCACAAGAUAUUCGUUCACAAAGUGCAGUCGCUUUACACGAGCCUACAAAAGAUAAAUGGAAACUGCAUGCUCAAGCUCAUGUUAAUUCUCUCCUCGAGCAAAUGGAAGAUAAAGAUAAAUGGUCUGAUUAUGUUAAAAAACAUAUAUCAAAAAAUUCCAACAAUGUUUUAACAAAAGCCGAAAAGAAAGUUAUUUUAGAACCUAACAAAAAUGUUUCGAAAAUAAAAGAAAACAGCUCAGACGAUGAUAACAGCAGCAGUAGUAGUGGUUCAGAAGAGGAUGGCAGCGACAGUUCCGACUCCGAGGAAGAGAGCGAAAUCGAGAGUGAUGAAGAGCAAGUUAUUCCAGCAACAAAUUCAAACACUUUGAAAGAGACAAAUAUUGGCGCGAAAACAAAUUCAACCAAAAAAUCGAGUGGUCGUUGGCGGAAGGCUGCAAAACGUGUAAAAAAGAGUAAAUCGACGAAUGACGACCCUUUAAAAUCACUGGAAGAAAGCAUAAUAAAAGAACAUGACAGAAAGUUGAAAGCCAAAUAUAAGGACAACAAAAGCGAAGAAAUAGAUAAAUUAAUAAAAGAGUUAAAUCUGGAAAAUUAGGCUGUUAAAUAAUAGAUAAAAUAUAAUUGUAUACAAAUAAA
Messenger RNA from Hydractinia symbiolongicarpus, 1216 nucleotides. Its product is annotated as transcription initiation factor TFIID subunit 11-like. Bases 216 to 1175 code for a protein of 319 amino acids. Lineage: Eukaryota; Metazoa; Cnidaria; Hydrozoa; Anthoathecata; Hydractiniidae. The transcript is spliced from 4 exons. The record is from RefSeq and is a predicted model, not a curated record.